Molecule: messenger RNA, 2010 nt
Organism: Funneliformis geosporum
Lineage: Eukaryota; Fungi; Glomeromycota; Glomeromycetes; Glomerales; Glomeraceae
Source: the annotation of a GenBank genome assembly
AUGACUGAUAAGACUAAUGCACGUCCCAUUAGAAGAUUAGAUGAAACAGUAGUAAAUCGCAUAGCCGCUGGAGAGAUAAUUCACCGACCUGCAAACGCAUUAAAAGAGUUGAUUGAAAACUGUUUGGAUGCUGGUGCCACAAACAUUCAAAUUACAAUUAAGGAUGGGGGACUUAAAUUGUUACAAAUACUUGAUAAUGGACACGGAAUUAGAAGAGAAGAUAUGUCCAUUGUCUGUGAACGUUUUACAACGAGCAAAUUAAAGAAAUUUGAAGAUUUAUCAAAUAUAAGUACAUAUGGUUUUCGUGGUGAAGCUUUGGCAAGCAUAAGUCAUGUUGCUCAUGUUACAAUUACCACCAAGACAGCAGACUCUAACUGUGCUUAUAGGGCUUGUUAUUCGGAUGGUAAACUUGUUCCUGCAAAACCUGGUACAAGCGCGGAACCAAAGGCAUGUGCUGGUAAUACCGGUACACAAAUUACGGCAGAAGAUGUUUUUUAUAAUGUUCCAACACGUAGGAAAGCCUUAAAGAAUCCGAGUGAUGAAUACAAUAGAAUUUUAGACGUAGUGAAUCGAUAUGCGAUUCAUAAUUCUGGAGUCAGCUUUACUUGUAAAAAGCAAGGUUCAAACCAAGCGGAUGUAAACACUUUAUCAACGUCUUCAACAUUAGAUAAUAUCCGUCAUAUAUAUGGCAAUGUAGCUUCCGAAUUGAUAGAAUUAGGGAAAUCUUUUAGGAAACUGGAGUUCAAAGUUAAUGGAUAUAUAUCCAACGCAAAUUACAACCUUAAAAAAAUGAAUUUUCUUUUAUUUAUAAAUCACAGAGCUGUGGAAAAUUCUUCGCUAAAAAAGACUAUUGAAAGUAUCUACGCGACUUAUUUACCAAAAAGUACUCAUCCAUAUGUGUAUUUAAGUCUGGAGAUCAACCCACAGAAUGUUGAUGUUAACGUUCAUCCAACAAAACGCGAAGUUAGUUUCUUGAACGAAGAUGAAGUCAUUGCCGCAAUUGGAGAUACCAUACAAGAACGUCUCGCUGAUGCGAAUAGUUCGAGAGUAUUUUUGACACAGACUUUAUUACCUGGAGCUAAAGUCAUUGAAGCGAAUAUGAAUCAAGUAGAAAGUUCUAUUAAAAAAUCAGGAAUCAAGGUUUCAAAUUACAAGCUUGUUAGGACAGAUAGUCGUGUGCAGACACUUGACAACUUUUUGAACCCUGAUGAUAUGGUUAAUAAGCAACUCGAGGACAAUUCAAGAAAAGAGCAAUAUAAACCUACUCAUUCAAGUAAUAGUUCAAAAGUUACUUCUAAUAGUAAUAUCGUUGGAGGAAAACGCAAGCGGGAGCGUUUUGAGGUUCGAUUGACCAGUAUUUUGACUCUACGCAAGCGAAUAAAGGAAGUUGAACAUAAAGAAUUUCAUAAUUUCGGGCUUAUUCAUUUGUCUUUACCUGCUCCAAUACGUGAACUUAUAAUUUUCGCUUUGGAAUCAUGUGACCGUGACGAGAUCGAAGAUUUGAAAUCAAAUGAAGAAAUUGCUCAAAAUGGAGAAUUAACUACUUUGCCUCUAAUGCUUAAAGGAUAUGCACCAAAUUUAGAUAAACUUCCAACAUUUUUGCUACGUUUGGGAACUGAGGUUGAUUGGGAAACUGAAACUGGAUGCUUUGAUACUCUUGCUCGUGAACUUGGAUUAUUUUAUGCAACUGAACCACCAAAUUUUUCAAUCAUUUCAACAUCUGUUAGCGAUAAAGAUGAUAUUUCAACAGAUGAUAUGAGCGCAUCUAAUAUAAACAAGAAUGCAUCAAUAUCAUCGCCAAGAAGGAAAAAUUCUGAAAAAGUAACAAAUUUGAUUUUUACGGAACAACAAAAAAAGGCUGAGAUUGCAAGAUAUAAAUGGCAAGUUGAACAUCUAAUUUUUCCAAUUUUAAAAAGUCAAUUUAUUGCUCCGAAAAGUGCCGCAGAAAAUGGACACGUACUUCAAAUAGCUAAUUUACCAGACUUAUAUCGUAUAUUUGAACGAUGUUGA